Molecule: messenger RNA, 655 nt
Organism: Cannabis sativa
Lineage: Eukaryota; Viridiplantae; Streptophyta; Magnoliopsida; Rosales; Cannabaceae
Exons: 4
Coding region: 191-655 (154 amino acids)
Source: RefSeq, a predicted model, not a curated record
UGAAAUGAAUCUAAGUGGAGAAGUUUGAAGGGUAGGUUUGCAGGUGUACCUCUAAGUCUAACCAUAUAUUUUAUUUGUGAAUACUUUGAUUAACCAUGCAUUUGGCUUUGUUGAUCUUCUGUUUACCAGAAUUGGCAUGAUUCAAGAUGCAUUUGAGAAGGGUCUAAUCGCACCAAAAAAGAUUUGAAAUAUGGCCAGUGAAAGUGUAGAGAUUGAUGAUGCUUGUUUAUGGGGAUCAACUAUAGAAAAGAUUUUUAUAGAUAUUAUGGUUGAUGAAGUGAAUAAAGGGAAUAUGAAAAAUGGUCAAUUUAGCUCAAAUUUAUGGAAGAAAAUUCUUGAGGACUUGCAAUGCAAAAGUAAGCGGAAUUACUCAAUGAAACAAGUUAAGCAAAAGUUUAAUAGGUUACGUACUAAGUAUCGCGAAUUUAAUGAGCUACGAAAACACACCGGAUUUGGAUGGGAUGGUCCAACACAAACUGUGGUUGCUCCAGAUGAAAUAUGGGAGAAUUAUUUGAGGGCACACCCAAAGGCGGCAAUCUAUCGCAAGAAAGGAUGUGAUCAUUAUGUAUUGUUGGAACUAAUUUUUAGCAAUAUAUCAAUUAUUUUGAAUUUCGGUAUGUAUGCUGACAUGGCACAACGGUAUUUGUGCAAAUAA